Molecule: messenger RNA, 465 nt
Organism: Daldinia childiae
Lineage: Eukaryota; Fungi; Ascomycota; Sordariomycetes; Xylariales; Hypoxylaceae
Exons: 1
Coding region: 1-465 (154 amino acids)
Source: RefSeq, a predicted model, not a curated record
AUGGCUUCAAUUACCAUAGAGAAGGCCACUAAGCCUGGUCAAUUGAUCGUUACUACCCAACAACUCCGCCCACCUAGCAACGAGAGGAGCCUAGAAGGUAGGGAGUUGCGCCGAGGUUCUAACGUAUCGACGCCAAAUUCUACUACCGCUUCGAACGGAUUCGACACUGACAUAGAAGCAAUGAUGCCUGUCAAAUCCUCUGAACACCUGAACAAGACAUCAACCAUCGGAACUAGGCGAAAAUCAGAUUGUCCUGUCUGGCCUGGACAAGAACACUGGCAGCAAAAGGCACAGGCGGCCAAAAUCAACAACAGAUCUUGCCAGUGCAUAGCUCGUCUUAGCAAGAGGAACAGAAUCAUUGCUAAAAUCCUCAUUGGUCUAUUGAUAGUGGGCAUUGCCGUUGGUAUUGGCUUCGGUAUCAGCAAACCUCUCGGCGCGGGCAUCUGGCAGCCUUCGAACCACUGA